GGCCCUGCGGGGAGACGAGAGCGGCGGCUGCUGCCACCGGGUCCUCACCCCACCCCCGGGUCCUCACCCCACCCCCGGGUCCAUCCUGUCGAGAGGGGGCGCCAGCCUUCGGCUCCGACCCCUUGGUUUCUCGUCCCCAGCACAGCCAGCGGCCUGUUUAUUCUUUUUGGGAACUGAUAGAAUUUGAGGGGCGUUGACACCGAGCUCCUGAGUCUUAACCAUUCCUCAAGACCCGAAUAAAAGAGGUCAGAUAAUGACAGCAAUGUCCUUAACAGCUGGGCCCCAGGAACUGGUGACUUUUGAGGAUGUGGCCGUGUACUUCACUGCGGAGGAAUGGGCCAGCCUGGGACCUGCUCAGAGGGCCCUGUACAGGGAUGUGAUGCUAGAGAACUAUGCGGCUGUGGCCUUCCUAGCAGCAUCACCCAGUUUCAAACCAGCUCUGAUCUCUCAGCUGGAACAAGGGAAAGAGCCGUGUUUCAUUGAGCCACAAGGUCAGAGUUGGAAAGCAGACCUUGCAGGAUACAGCGCAAAAUUAAGAAGAUGUAUCCACUUAGCUAAAAUGAUGUCAGAUGCCAUAAAAUUAAAACUUCUUCAGAAUCAUCUCUUCUGGGAAGACAGAACAAAGGCUUAAUUCCUUACGUUUAAAUACCACUUUUCAGAGUAAGGAGUUGGUUUAAGAGCCAUCUUAAAUGAUGUCAAGUAUGAAUUUUUUUCUGCUGACACAUGCAUUUCCUAGAUUUAAUGUUUUUCAUUCAUUAAAAUUGUUCAUGUUGAUA
Molecule: messenger RNA, 776 nt
Organism: Myotis myotis
Lineage: Eukaryota; Metazoa; Chordata; Mammalia; Chiroptera; Vespertilionidae
Gene: KRABD1
Product: KRAB box domain containing 1
Exons: 5
Coding region: 254-631 (125 amino acids)
Biological process (GO): regulation of DNA-templated transcription
Source: RefSeq, a predicted model, not a curated record